Molecule: messenger RNA, 11727 nt
Organism: Monomorium pharaonis (pharaoh ant)
Lineage: Eukaryota; Metazoa; Arthropoda; Insecta; Hymenoptera; Formicidae
Gene: Ncoa6
Product: serine-rich adhesin for platelets
Exons: 11
Coding region: 807-7781 (2324 amino acids)
Biological process (GO): positive regulation of transcription by RNA polymerase II
Cellular component (GO): nucleus; histone methyltransferase complex; transcription regulator complex
Source: RefSeq, a predicted model, not a curated record
GCACAACCAACUCUUGUAUUCCCGUUUAAUGAGAAAUUACAUUUUUUUUUUUGUUGCAUUUAUACAUUUUUUAACUUGGCUGCACGCAGCGAUACAUAUUCAGUAUUCAAAUUUAUCAUUCAAUUUAAAUUGCAACUCUAGAUGGUAUCGAUGGUUUAAACAUUUUUCAUCUAGGUGGUAAAAGGUGAGAUUUUUGCGGGCGUUGACAUAACGGCGGGAGUGGCGACGAGGAAACCCGACGACGCCUCUCACUCGCAUCGGUCGCGUUCGCGGGGAGGAAGACGAAGAGAUGGUAGAUACCGCCGGGAGCGACGCGACGGACCUUGGAGGUUAGGGGACGCGUAAGUAGAUUUCCUCGCGUAAAACGAUCAGGGCAAGAUGGCGUACUCGUCUGUCGAAUACCCAGCAUGCCCCGCGCGAUUGAUUUGCGCAUGUCAGUUGCUUGCAUUGCAAAUGGCGGCACCUUGUUAUUGUUCAUGGCGUUUUAUGACUUGUCUCUUUAUAUUAGCGAUUAUGUCGAGUUUUUUCGCGAUCCCUGCCGCGCGCUGUGUGCCGUGAGUGAAGUAGGGCCCGCGCGGUGUGUUUUAGGUUAAGACCAGUGCCCGGGCGGUGUGCCUCCGUGCUGUGCGGACGCGUGAAAUCCCGGACAGUGUCGGAAAGAAAUGGGUAUACAAGAUUAGUAGUACUGGUGUGAUUUGGGGCUGUCGGUGUACAACUGACACACGACAUCUCGUCAUCACACAUAUUGGAGCAAUACCCCGAGGCGUUUCUACACUCUCUGGGUAGUUAUGUGAUUUGUGAUUGUCAUGGCGGCAGAUAGUGAUGGUGAUCUGAUUGAGACGGUGGUAACCUGUGAGGGUGACCUUGGAGAUCCAGAGUUUCCUCGAAAGUUUGAAAUCAUUGUUGACCAUCUCAAUACUUUGCUUUGCAAAGAAAAGGGAGAUGGCCUGAGGGUAAAUAAAAUAGAACCAUGGAAUUCUGUCAGAGUAACUUUUUCGAUACCCAGAGAAGCUGCUCUGCGGCUCCGAGAGUUAGCAGCUCAGGGUUCUCCAACACUUACACAACUUGGUAUACUUUCAGUACAAGUCGAAGGCGAUCAGGUAAUAUCUUUAAGGAUAGCCAGUCGCUUCGGUGGAGACGCACAAGAAAUUGUGCUACAUUCUGGAAGUAUGCAAGAUGGCGGAGCAAAAUCACAAGGAGAUGCUACCAAUAAUACUGUUGCCUCUGACAGUAAUCCUUCAACGCCUUUGCCUGGGCCCAGUAAUGCCACCAGCAUUUCAUCGACACUACAUAAUGUUGCUCAGAUAAUAGCAGCUGGAACAUCGUCAGAAAAAGCUCCUCAGUUUCGUUCUCCGAAUGUAGUUGCACCCACAGACUGUGAUCCUAUUCCACCGUUUCUCGCGAAAUCGGCACAGUCUACGUCGGCGGGCAAUGCUGGCGUUUCCGGAAAUCAGCAAGUGAUUAAUCCCAGUGUAUCGCCCAGGAACAACUACAAUGGUCCUUUCCCAUUUGCCAGUAUGACGCAUGCUGCUCAAGCGAUACACAGUCGCGAAUCGCAAUCCACAACCAUGAAAAAUACGAUGCAGUUCAAGCACCACGCGCAACCACCACCUCCGUAUCCAUCACAAGAGAAUUUGGUGACAGUCGCUGCAACCGGUCACACGACAACGCAGCCGGUCGCUACCGUUGGACAAUUAACGAAUCAAUACAAAUCCACGACGAUUGCUACAUCUAGUCUGUCACCAAACAACAACGGUACCAAUUUAGCAGGGAGUUCAAACGGCAGUGGAAAUCAGGUCGCUUUGUCCAGCCCGUUGCUCGUGAAUCUUUUACAGAACGACGCUGGCACGCACGCAAACAACGUUAUGCCUGGUCAGAAGAUGUUACCGCCAGCUAUUGUCGACAAUCCUGGACUUACCAAUCGCAUAAAGUCCACCAAGAAACCUACGGUAAGAAGGAAAGAUCUUUCGUCGCCUAGCGAAUCGCCACCAGCGAAUUUGGAUACCUUGAGAAGUGAAGAUUUGAUCGGAGGAACGACGACGACUACGACACCGCCGGUUAUUUCGGACCUUUCUCAGACUUCUACAUCGUCGGCGUUUGCGACUGUCAACGUUAAUCAGCCAUCGACGCUUCCGCCACAACAUACUGCAGUGAUCGGUGCAGGAACUGGGCAAAAUAUGAUGCCGCCGCAAGCGGUACAUCAAAUACCAGCUGGUGGGCCGAUGCAGCAGAAACAGCAGCAGCAAGCGACAAUUUUACACAAUCAAGUACAAAACCAGCAAAAGUUUCCCAUUAGGCACGAUUUGGCUCAUAGAACUUCGCAGGUCCAAUUGCAGAAUCAACUUUCCGCCAGGCAUCCGGUGAAUGGACAGCAGAUAAGAACGCAAUUGCAACAACGGCAGUUGCUAAUUCAACAACAGCAACAACAGCUCCUUACACAACAGUCGCAACAAUUAAAUCAACAACAAAUUGUUUCGCAAGUUCCGGCGGCACAGUCGACUUUGCUCCAGCAACAAAAUACGAACGCUGCAUCGUUGCAAACUGCAUCUCUCAUCAAUCAAUCAAUGUUGCAGCAACAACAAGUUCAUCAACAAUUGGUGCAAUAUUCCACGGUAGGCUUAAAUGUCCCGCAACAACGGCUAGGUUACUUAAACAGUCAACGUCAACAAACUCCGCCGCCUUAUCCGAGGCAACCGCUACCACAACAAACGCAUUUAAGUCAACAGAAUCAGGCUCUCAAUGUACAACAGCAGCUGCAUCACAAUCAGGUGAAGAAUAUCAACGCGGAUACAAGUGCGACUACUGAUUUUCGUUAUGGGCAGAGUCAGAAUAUCCUUAGUAGAAAUUAUCAGUCUCCUGCAACAAGCAAUGCUAAUGGGACCACGUGGAACGCACAAAGCAAUUCUAUUCCACAAGGUGCUCAAGUCAACACCACACGUCUGUCAGUCUCGAAUCAGGUUUCAGGUGCCUUUCCUCAAUGUGGCUCUCGUAUAAAUAAUUCUACUACUAGCAUUGCUUCGUCUGUCAACAAGACGGAGACUUCCGAGUCUCCGAAACCGGAAGAGGAAACCCCGGAACCAGAACCGGAACCGGAAUAUACCUCUACCGGAAAAAUACGACAGUUUCUGAUUAAUCCUCUGACAGGACACUUAGAGCCAAUGCCCAGUGAAAGUUCAGAUUCAGAGCCAGAGAGUGCAGUGGAUAAUCAAGAUGAUUUCUUCUCCUUUCCAUCUCCGUCGAACGACAGAUCAAAUUCGAUAUUCUCCGAUGACGAUGCGGACAGCAAUUUCUCAAGAAGAAACGAAACGACGAACACGGAUCAGUCCGAUUCGGAGACAACGGUGAAGUCCACGGCUAGCGAAGGAAGCUUGAAACACAGUAGAAUAAAAUCGAGCAGAGAGACUGCGCAUAGCCCAAUGCCAGGAGAGAAAAUCAAACUGCGAUUAAAACUGGAAAAAUCGGAGCCGGUUACACCAGCUUAUAAGGUGGAUGUUUCCUUCGUAAAUACGCCGCCUAUGCGCAAAGCCGACAAAUCCGUGAAUAAAAUGUUCGCCGGUGGUGUCCCGAAUACGACUGGUGACGAACCGCUGCGAGUGCCUCCGUUACACAUUUCUUUAAGAGGACGUAACGCUUCAGUAGUACAAAGAGAAAAAGUUAAGAAGUCUCUGAAGGAGAGUGAGGGUGAUGCAAUUAAGAGAAGAAGUAAACUGAAGAAGAUUAAGGAGGAGUGCAUCGAUGGGAACAAGCUGCUACAGAAGAAAUCAUUGAGCAUGAUUAUCGGCGCCUCGUCUGCAUCGAAAUUACCUUUGUCUACUUCCACGGUAAACAAUGCCAUUUGUAAAGUCGGCAAUAACAUGUUACAAGCCACUGCAGCCAAAUCCAAUGCCUUAAAACAAGAAUCGAUGGACGCUGUACGAUUACAAACUGGUAUCACUACAAAGCCGAGUUCGAGUAAAAAUAGCGAUAUGGACGAUAUACCGCUGAAUAGUAGAAUACCGUCUCCUUCAAAGCAUAAAUCUGCGAUCGCGAAUCAACCUUUAAAUACUCCACAAGCUUUAACGAAGACUCAAGUGGAUCUCGAUGCACAGAAUCACAUGCAGGAACAUAAAAUAGGAGGAGGUAAAACAAAGAGAAGGGAUUCUAAGAAGAAAUCAGAAUCUGGAGAUGGUUUACAUCGGGAACAAAAUCUGUUGUCGGGAGGUCGAAUUUUAGAUAAUCAAGCGAAAUGGAGGAAACUCGGUUACAAAGGCGAUAUAACUCCAGUAAGGAAACCGGAUUCACUUAUAACCGGAGGUGACUUUAGUACAAUCAAGAAGGUUGGCGAAGUGCGAAGAACGAGCGAUAGCGACAUCAGUAAAUCAUCCAUUGAGAAGAAUAAUUCAUUGAGCAGUGUUGCUCCAAAAAUCACAGAGCUUAAUGGCGUGAAGAAAGACUUACUAACUCAAGACAAGAGAAGGCGAUUAAGUUUGAUGGAUGAAAAAGAUCUGCAUUUAGGAGAAUCUCCAAAUACAGAAGUCACACAUUUUAAUAGUCAGAAGGCAGCUUCUGAAAGUUCUGCAAAUACGGCACCGAAUAUAAAAGCAAACGCCAGUCUGUCCUUCGAGAGUGAUUCUGGAUUAAAAUCGACAAAUUUAUCGUCAGUGCAACAAGGCGACAUGAGAAAUCCACCAAGCAACCCCGAGACUAAGGUACCGGUGCACAUGGAAACCAUGACGAAAAAUUCUCAACCACCUGUGGCCAGGGUGCUCUCUGUUAAGAGUAAAUCUGACAUGGAGAAUUAUAUCGCCACUGUUAAGAGUCAGAACAUGGGUCAGAAGCUGAAGAAUCAUAUAAUCACCAAGAGCGAGGCAAACUCUAUCAUAAACAGGCAUAGCAAGACAGUCGAGCAGUUGAGCUUCAGUCAAAAGAAGACGAUUCAGAACCACAUUAAGCAGGUCGACAAACCGACAACGAUGGAAAGCAAGAUAGACAACGCGUCGCAGAGAAUCAGUCUGCUGAAGACCACACCAGGCUCAGUGAUCAGCAACUCGGUAGAAGUUCCCAGGUCGCAGAGUAUCGGCGACGUACCAGCGACGAAUAAGCCAACCUUGCCGAUCGGCGAGAUAAACGUAACCGAGGCGAAGGUCAAGCAAAAGUUGCUCGAGAAUACGACGGUGCCGUCGAUUGGCGUUGUUGAUGCGAACAUUGAGAGAGUCGGUAGCGGCGGCGGCGGCGAGGACUCUGGCAUUGAGUCGAUGGACGCUCUUUCGGAAAAGUCGCCGAACCAGGGGGAGUCUCCUCUGCAUAGGCCAGCGUCGGCGACCGAAUCGGUGACGCAAAGCGGCACCAAGAACAUAAUACAGGGGGAACCAUCCUCCCUAUCAACCACCAAUAAGAACGUGCCUUCCUCAACUAGUAGUAGUGAUAUGUGUUCAAAUUCCCAUUCGGAACUUCUCAAGUCCAGUGGCCCACAAAGGUUAAGUCCUGUGUCCGUAACGAGUUAUUUUGAGAAUCAGUUGAAUCGCAAUAUAUCAAACUCCAGUGAACACGACGCGAAAAAUGUGUCUAGCGACAAAUUGUCGUCGUCGUCAUCGUCGUCGACAGUUUCGAGAACUGUUAGUGGUGGUGGACAUAGUAGUGAUAUGGUUGCUAGUUUAGAUAUGGCGAAUAAUGACAAAAAUAUGCCCAGUCCUCUGGUGACGGGCACGGUGACUGUUGCGACAACAGCGUCUAUAACCAGCAGUAUGUCUAGUGAUAAUAACUUAUUGCAAUGUGCACAUCAGCAAGCAGCGAAGGAAUUUUCUGAUAAGGACAGUUCUAGCGUUAAAUUAGAGAGUACUGUUAACCAAAAUGAUCAGGGUAAGGCAAGCUCGAAGCACGAAGAGAGCUCGAGAACUGUGGAGAGCGUAUCCAACAUGGAAGACAGCACGAAAUCGGUUGUAGAAAGUAACAGUGCAAUUAGACUAAGCGACGAACCUCACGGACAGAAUAAUAAUAAUAUUAAUAAUAAUAAUAAUAAUAAUGGUGUGCCUAUAAUACAAAAUCACGUUGCUUAUAAUAAAGUUGAAACUGCGAAGCUCGAUAGUGCGAUCGCGAAUGAUGCGAAUAACGCGGCGACAGAUAAUUCUUGCUCGAAUGGCGAAAAUUGCAAUUCCGAAAUCAAAGUAGAAUCUAAAAUUAACGUAAAGGUGGACGACACCAGGCAGACCGAUCGGUUCGAGGUCUCAAAAAACAUUAACGUUUCGGUGAACGCGACGUCGGUUAAACUGGAAACGUGCACCGAACAGAACCAGAAAUAUAAUGUACAAAGCCACCAGCAGCAAGUCAUGCUCAAAGAGCCUUCUGUAAAUCUUCAAAAGGUCACGGACGAUUUGGUUAAGAAGAUGGUUAACGACACGAGUGAACUGAACGCGGGUAUCCAGUCACCGCUCGGCGAGGAUCCGCAGCCCAUCAGGAUCACUCCGCCCUUGUACACAUACUCCAAUCCCGUGGUACUGCAACGGGACGAGACACCGAGUCCGGCGGCGCAAAAUCCCGAGGUGGACUCCAGCGACGUGGAGCAUCUCAAGCGUAAACGUAGACGGAAGCAGGAGCUCGAGGGCCGGCAGGACGUCAUAUGUAUAGAGGACAACGAUGAGGGACCACACUUUGUCGAGAGACUUAACUCCAAUAGUUCAGAGGAGUAUGUGAAGAGGCACCCGAAAUCUUUGCUGGAGCAACUGCUGAUUGAUAUCCCAAAUGACAACAAUGAAAAGAGAUCUCUGAGAACCCGAUCGCAGAAGUUGAACAGUCCAGAUAUCGCCAACAAGACUCCAAAGAGUAGCCCUCACGGUCCUAACAAGUUAGAAGAGCGCCGUAGUAUAUCGCCCUACGCAAAAGCAAGUCCGAAACUGACAGUAUCGAAACUGUCUCCUAACGCGACAAUAAAAAUAGGGAAACGGAAAAGGCAAGAGAGCGAGAGUUCCGUUGCGUCGAGCACAGCUGACGAUCCGCAGCCGAGACCAGGUAAACGGAAAUGCUCAGAGAAUGCUGCAGAACUUAUUAAAGCUUGCAUGGGUGUAGAAGAGACUGGUUCUAUAAAGAAACAAGUACCUGGCAAGGAAGAGCAAUCAAAGAAGGGGUUCAACAUAUUGGCAAAGGCUAAGAAAGGUCCCAUUGUGGUAGAAGUAGAUUCGUCUGAUGACGAACCAUUGAUUGAGUCUGUAGGAAAAGCAAGAGUACGAUUAUCAGAUGAAACAUCCGCUGCUUCCCCAAAACCCAAAGAUCAAAAUAAUAGAGUGCAAAGAGAGAGCCGUUUGUUAACCACCAAGCAACCGAGUGUGGCGACCGUGACGACGACGUUGACGACGACAGCGACGGUGACAAUAACUGCGACGACGAUAACGACGAUAACGACGACGCCAACGGUGACGACGACGAUGACAACAAUCACGACUACGACUGCUACUACCACUACUACCACUACUACUACUGCUACUAUGGCGGCGGCGACGGUGGCGGCAGUGGCAACGGCAGCGGCGGCAGUUACCGUUGGCAAGGAGAGAUUACGGGGUACUUCCGUAUCCAGCAACGAGUCCGUGGGCGAAGUAACGACGAGAAGGUCUGUACGGCAGAAUACAGCUUCACCUUUAGCUAAACCAGCGAGCAACACUAGAGGCGCGUCCAAAUCCUCGGACGACGUUAACAGAAGGAAAACUCGUAGUGGUGCUGCGGGAAAACAUUGUUUUAGUAACGGCGGAGACGGCGGAGCAAGCGAAACGGAGGCGAAUAUCCCGAGAAAACAAAUGACCUUCGGGAAGUGACCUUGACAGUGAUUAGCUACCGCUCGUCAAGGCCUAUCUGUCUGAUUGUAAAUCCAACACAAACGGGUAUUUAAUUGCCGUGUGGCUGGAUCCCACCUGGUGAAACUGUAUGCGUCACACUAUAGCGCACAACGUUGCUGUAUAUGUAUCGGGAGUAUCGUAUUAAAAAGAAGUGCUAGACGGUGUGAAAGCAUCUCUUGUGCUGUAAAACAUUUUGUCGUUCGAUAUUAAGUUAGUCACGCAUAAAAGAACAGCAUCUAUUCCGUUUCUGUGUUUUUUUUUUCAUGUGUCUUUCUUUUAUCUUGUUUCUUUUUUCUAGAGCAUAAAUAAGAAUUAUAUUGUUACAAGUUUUGAAAGUUUUUGUAUGAAUGAAUCAUCCUUUUAAUGAAUCAUUCCUUAUUAAUUGUUACAUCCUUGAGGGGGGAACCUCGUGUAAACGGCCUGUUUUUCAAGAAUUUUUUUUAAUGCGUUGAUUGAUUUAAAAUUUAAGGUACAAUUUAUGGAUAUUACAAUAUAAAAAUUAUAUUUUUUUUACUUCAAUUUUUAAUAAUAACGGUGCAAUGGUGGCUUGAAAAUGGUGUCUGCAAAAUGCGCCGUGCAGCGUACAGAUCACAAAAAUAAUCUGAAACAGAAAAUGUAAAAUAAAUUCUUUAGUUUAUGUAAAAACCGUCAGCAUCACAUUUUUAUUUUAUUAAAAAUUGCAAAUUUGCAAAAAUAGUGAAAUUUUGAAGAAAAAAAGAUUUUGUUUUUUUAAACAAUUGUUAAUAACAACAGUUGUUUUAAAUUAGAAAAUUAAAAAUCGGAGCACGUUAUGCUGAGACCAAUUACCUAUAAAAUAUACCAAUUUCAUAAAGAUUUAAAGAUUAGUUUUUGAGCUACGUUGCACGGCGUGCGAAAUUUUGCAUUUCGAGAAAAACACGUUUAAAGUUUGAGUAACAAAAAUCGUGAAAAAAAUCGUAAUUCAUUUUAACUUACUACAAUUUUUUGCUAAUCUGCGAUUCCAGGGCCAUAAAGUAGAUCUUCUUGUUCCUCGAACAUUAAAUUAACAUUAAAUUUAUUACAAAGGAACCGAAGGCUAAGUGCCCGACGAGCCCUCGUUUACCUGAUCCCUAGUCUGCAAUGAAGAUUUAAACUUUAAUAAGAAACUGACUAAUCACAGUCGAUUUUUAUAAAUACACUUAAUUGUGAUUGUCGAGUGCUGGCAAUUUCUUACGACUUAAAGCUUAAUUCUUUAUUGUAGACAAGGCUGAGUGCUCCGCCUAAUGCGAUUUUAUUUUUAAAAAAAUAAGGUACAAGGAGGUCUCUGAUUACUUUCUAAUUUUUCCUAUCGUAUUCUAGAGAAAAUUUCCUAUCACUUUAAGCAAAAUUUGAAAAUGCUAAACAUUUCAUUUUACUUGAAGUUCCCCCCUUAAAUGUUUAAGAACAGUAUGUAUGUGAAAAACAAGCUAGAAGCAACCUGUUUUAAUUAUCUUUUCACCGUCUAGCGUUCUCAUUCAUGCUGUACUCCUAUGAGCAGCAAAGUUUAGUUACUCAGAUAUGACUUGCUCAAUGCAUCACAUUAUGAUCUAAGUAACUGAACUAACUCCAAAACUGCCGAGAUAUUGUAUGUAACUUUCUUUUACCAUUCAAAUGUUUCAUUCUAUCGACAAAUACUAAAAUUUCAUUCUUCGAUGUGCAAUUUUCUAACGUCGUUAUUAGAUGUAGGAGAGGGGAAAAACUAGCUUUAUAGAGAUUUAAGAAAAUUUAAGGAAAACCCAAAUUAAAUAUUUAUGUUUCGGGAAUCAUCUUCUCUCAUAUAAUUCCUUUCGUUCAUUGUAUCAGUACAAAAUAAUAAACGGUAAAAAAAGUCCAAAUUUUUAAGGCAUUAAAAAAUGCAAAUCCGAUUUUUACUGCCGUAAGUAAAAUACAUAUUUUCCGUGGAUAAAUUUAUUGACUGGUGGAGCUUAGAUUGCUAUUCUCUGACGACUUUGCUGAUAGACUCUGUUUAGACGAUGUCUGUUUUUGUGUAUACAUAUUUAUUUAUUGUGUGUCAUCUCUAUUUGUUAUAAAAAGUUUUCUGUAUAUACAUGUAAGUAAAGAAUGCACAUAUAUACAUAUAUACAUAUAAAAUAAUGAUAUAUGAAUUUUUCACACAAAUUAGUUUUCUGCCAUAUGCUGUAAGCUCCACGCCAAGACACAAAGCAGUAACGCUUUCGUACUUAUCUAUGCGAAAGAUGAAAAUGUUUUUGAGAUGUUUGUCUGAUACUUGGACAAUUAUCACAAUUAUAUCUUAAAUACUGGGAAUAAUAAAUUAACAUAUUGGUAUAUAAGGAUAAUAACAAACGCGAAAGAGCCAUUUUUCACAUUUGUAAUUAUAUUCCAGAGAUGAAUGUAUGUUUUAAUCAUAACAAUGUAGCGAUUAAGUUCGUAUUUAAAUUAUUAUAGUAUUUUUUGUUUUUCAGACUUAUCAAACAUAGUCUUUCAGUACGAGGUUCGUCUUGAGUUAUAAUAUUGCAGAGGCCGGGAUAUAGGAAUUUUGAAAAAAAGAUUUAUUUUAUUUAUGAAACGAUAAAUACAGUGAACGUUGGAAGACACGCGUGUAUAUGUGAAGAUGAUAAGAAUAAUUAUUAUAAGAACUAAUUAAUACAAAAAAAUGUUAAUUUGAUAUAGGUAAUAUAUGAAUGAAUAUAUUUUGUAAAUAAUUUCUUGUAAAGACAAAAAGCACUACCCGUUGUAUAUAUAGGAACUGUUUAAAUUUUUAUUAAACUAGUAAUAAUUAAACUCGUGCAAGAAGUCGUAAUUGUCAUUAUUAAUUAAUUCUCUCGCAUUCAUGUAAUUGAUAUAUUAACUCUUAUACAAAUUUAAAACUACAUUGAAUUAUAUAUGUGCAUACGUAUAUACAAAUGUAAAUCUAUGUAUGUGAUUUAUAUCGAUUAUUGUUUUUGUGAACAGAUAAUCUAGUUUUAUAUUGUAUAAAUAUAACUUACAGUUGAGAAUCUUUAAAGUUCUAGCUAAGCCUGUAGUAGUCAUCAUGUAGCACUGUUCAAAUUUUUCAUAAGAAUGUGCAUUUCUUAUCCGUUCCGAUAAUAGACAUCCUUCUUUUCGCACGACAAAUCAAAUUUAGGAUAUCAUUUAGCAAAUAAUAUAUAUCAUGAAUAAUUUAUUAAUUAUAUAUACAUAUACAUCAAUAACUCGUUAUUGAUAAUAAUUUAUCUUAACUACAAAUACCCUUUAAUUUUCAAGUGUUUCAUGUGUGUUACACGCUCUGUAGACAACUUUCUGUGUCACGUCAUUAUCAAUAAAUAUGUUCUAUUUAGGGUAUUUGUCUAUGAUUGUAAUUAUGAAUUAUACUAAUGUGUAUAUGUCGUUAAAAAUGGUUAAAGUGAUUUAAUAUGAUUAUUAAAGUAAUAAUCUUGUUUCUGAGUAUAGAUAAUUUUGCAUAAAUCUUCGAUUUCUUGUCACAGAUCAAGUAAACAUUUAUUACACGAUAAAAAAAAGAUUGUCGUAACAAUAUUGUUACAAACAUAGAAUGUACAAAAUAUGAUAAGCUCAGUGCUCAAUUACGUAGUGUGCAUAAAAAAAAAUUUUCAAUAUUUUUUUCCCAAAGGCUUGAUGGCUACCAGGCGACCACUUCUUUAAUGAAAAUGCUUUUUUCCCCGCUAAGAUUAAGUAUUGAAUUUAAUAAUAUUUAAAAUAGGAACGAAUUUCACCGAUCUAUGCCCAAAACAAUUAAGAGAGACCGAGACUGCUUCUUGGAUUGUAGCUUCGUUGAAAUUAUUCCUAUUUUCAAUAUCAAUUUAAAUUAUUCAGUUAAAAUAUUGCUUGUUUAUUAGAAUUUAUUUCUAUUGUAGAGACAAGAAACACACACAUACACACACACUGGAUCAUGUAUAUAAUAGCAUGCUUAUUUUAUUUGAAUGGAAAUCUACACAACCUGAUUGUACAUAAAAAAAUAUGAAGAGAUGGG